AUGGUGGUUUUAACCUCCAUAAUUGUUAGUCUUGUUGUCCUACAAGGAUUUGUUGCACAUACCAAAACUAUUCUACCUGAAGCAAUAACCUAUGCAGUUGCCAAUUCCUUCAACAACACUGCUAAUUUGGUUCAUGUGGUCAUUGAAACUAGUCAUGAUAAUAACACCUUAGAUUUCCUGGAUGCACUUGACAAUCUUCUGGGGUUUAAUGUUUGGUCCUUCCGAUUACAAAUUGAUAUUAACAACAAAAAUUGCAGGCCUGCAAGUGACCACAAUCUUUGGUUUAUCGAUUCCUACAAAGCUUUUCGGCGGCUUUUUCCACUCAUCGAGAAUUACUUCAGAGACUCGCAGCUUUUCUUUCUCAUUGUUUUGAAAUGCUCGAAAUCUAUUCAAGGACAAUUAAUUGUGAUGGAGAAAAUCUUUUCAGAUUUUCUAAGACUGAUGAUAGCGAACGUAAACCUUUUGAUUGAAACAGCUUCAGGGGAAGUUUCGUUUUACACCUUCUAUCCAUUUCAAGAAUACGCAUGUCGAUCAGCAAAACCAUUUAAAAUGUACACUUCAUACCAAAAUAGUUUACGGAAUAGCAAUAUUUUACUAUUUCCAACCAAAGCCAAUAAUCUGUAUGAAUGUUCCCUUCGAUUGAAAACCAGAAACCGUAUUAUGCUGAAUUCGGGAAAGUAUGAAGUCUUUGGUUUGGAAGCUAUGAUCGCACAUGAGUUGGCGUCUAGAAUGAAUUUUUCUUAUGAAAUUAUCAGACGUUUCGAUAAAGGACAUUUUUUACCGAAUGAGAAUUCUAGUGAACCCCAUUACGCGCUGAAAAACGGAGAAAUUGAUUUGGUUUUCGGUAUAUACACGAAUAACGUCGUUAUUAACCAUUUUCUUUCAAAAAGCGUGAUGUAUUUAAUGUCUCACACCGUGAUUGCUUUUCGAAAUCAACCUGAGCCUUUCAAUAGCUAUGAUUGGCUUCUAUUUCCGUUUGAUUUUAGGACUUGGCUCUUCACAUUAUUGUCCUUGGUUGUUAUCAGUGGUGGCAUAUUUUGUGUUAAGAAAAAUCAACUUCUCCUGAAUGUGAUGCAGCUUGAGUAUGUGGGACUUCUGGAAAUAUUGUCACUAUCUAUUGGAUCAACUGUUGAACACUUGCCAAGGAAAAGUUGCCUACGGUUUGUUUUCAUUGUAUUCAGCUUUGGAACUUUGAUACUGCGGACGGCCUAUUUGGGUAAACUUUUUGACGCAUAUCGAGGAAUGACGAUGGAAAAACAAGAUCGCGAUUUUAACCAAUUAUUAGCUGAAAACUACACAAUUUUUUCGCAUUCCUACUAUGCAGCAUUUAUAAGUGAGCUAAAGACGAAAAGAGGAAAUACUCGUUAUGUAACGCUAGGUGCUCUAGAGAACUUGAGAACACACAGCAAAACUGUUAGGAAAUAUGCAAUUUUUACAACGUUUUUAGAAUUUUACAGUGCCUUUUUUCAAGAGAAUCAUAAUGAUUGGAUUUUUAAGAUUGUUUUUGCAGAACAAAUUAGCAUGUACUUCCCACAACAUUCAAUUCUAGUGCCAAGAAUAAAUGAAAUUAUUGAAAGAUUGGAAGAAUCAGGAAUUUCACAUCAAAUAAGGAAAAAUUAUGACAUCAUACAUUAUUAUGGCUCUGCUGGAGGAAAAUAUGGAGGCAAAUCUUCAACCAGUCACGAUAUGGCGUUAAAUUUUGAACGUUUUUCUUUUACAUUUUACUUGUUUAUUGCAAUGGAUGCAUUUGCAUGUUUUGUGUUCAUUAUAGAAGUUCUUUUGAAAAGUGAUUUUUUUAAAAUAACUAAACUAAGCUAAACUAUGAAAUCAUCUUUUUGUUCCAAAAUUCAAAAUAUUAAUUCUUGUACGUAUCAUUACAAAAUUAAUUUUUCGUCGCAACUUUUUGUUCUUACAAAAAUGUAAGGUAUUAAUUCUUUCAAUUUUAGAAAUAGUUAAAAAACAAUUCACACAAUUAAUGAAUAAUAAUUGGCAUAAAUCCUUUCGUAUUGUUGUUGUAUUUUGAGUUUUUUUAAUACAUACUUUGGCAUAGGUAGUUCCAAAGACUUACCGAGCUUACGCGAAAUUGUCGCAGCAUGCCGUUAAGAAUGAACAUCGAGGAUAAAUUGAUGGGAGAGAUCUAUCUGAGCAAUUCUUAUUUUGUCAAAACAAUGUUACUGUUGAUGUUUCAACAUGGAGAGCAAGAUCGAAAAUCAAAAGCUUAAUUAAUUUUUGCAAAGACACAUUCAAGAAUCGAAAUCGAGAUGGUCUGCCGUAUUUUCUUAAUGGUUCGUUGAAGGCAUACUUCAUGCUAUGGGCGUUUUCAACUUAUUCAAGUGUUUGAUUUCCAAUGUUAUAGUUGUAGUCAAACGAAAAUUGGUGGCGAAUAAAUGAAAGUGAUUGACAUUUGGGAAUGUUAAGAUUUAAUUGAUUCUUACACCAGUCAGAUAGUCUUUUGAUUUCAUUUUGCAAAAGAUCCCAAUCGCUUGUAAUUUGUAUUUGUCUAAAAAAUUUCAGAUA
Molecule: messenger RNA, 2517 nt
Organism: Eupeodes corollae
Lineage: Eukaryota; Metazoa; Arthropoda; Insecta; Diptera; Syrphidae
Exons: 3
Coding region: 1-1818 (605 amino acids)
Source: RefSeq, a predicted model, not a curated record